Parus major (Great Tit) is the source of this 991-nucleotide messenger RNA. Its product is annotated as heat shock protein 30C-like. NCBI's taxonomy places the organism in Eukaryota, Metazoa, Chordata, Aves, Passeriformes, Paridae. Gene Ontology annotation, biological process: response to heat; protein refolding. Gene Ontology annotation, molecular function: protein folding chaperone. The coding region runs from base 230 to 838 and encodes 202 amino acids. The record is from RefSeq and is a predicted model, not a curated record. The transcript has a single exon.
UGUGACGUCCCCAGAAACAGGCGCUGCUAUUUUGGCUGGUGGAUAAUCAGCCUCUCAAAAAUAGGCGAUGGCUCCAGGAGGGUGCGUGGGGAGAGAGCAUUCUGGAAGGGACACACCCCUGGGCAGGGGAGAAUAAAAUCCGCUGUUCCCCUGCCCCAGGCCAGCACGGCUCCGGCCACUGCACCGAGCAGAGCUGCAGCACAACCUGGAGCACUCGUUUGGAGCAGAGAUGCUUUGCCGCCUGCACUUCAUGCCACCCAUGUCCAGCUCGCUGUUCCCGUGGCUGGGACCCGUCCGCACCCUCUGGCCACAUCCAGGCACCCUCUUCGCCGAGCUGGAGCGGGAGAUGCGGCUGGAGAUGGAGAGGGCUCGGGAGUUCAUGAGCAGCGUGGAGCAGUACCUGAGCGGUGGGAGCAGCCCCGGGCGGCUCGGCAUCACCGCAGAGCGCACCCCGAGCACCAGCGCAGCCCUGACCCAGGGCUCUGGGGACGGCUUCUCUGUCUGCCAGGACGUGAAGGACUUUGCGCCCGAGCAGCUGUCGGUGAAGGUUGUGGGCAGGAAGGUGGUGCUGGUGGGGCAGAAGGAGACGCAGAGCACGGACGAGAAGGGCUCCUUCUCCUACAAGUACGAGGUGCUGAAGCGGGAGUGGGACGUGCCCGAGGAGGUGGAUGCCGAAGCGCUGACCUGCUCCCUGUCCAAGGAAGGGCAGCUCCGCAUCGAGGCCCCCAAGCUGGCGCUGCCGGCCGCUCCCGAGAGGAACGUGCCCAUCCAGAUGGGGCCGGCGGUGGCACAGCCAGCUGGCAGCACUGAGGAGGGAGCCGAGCGAGCCAAGGCGUGAAGAGGAGCAACGGGGACCAGGCUGAGCCUGGCUACGGGGGCAGCUGCUGGCCGCAGAGCGGCACCGCGCUAGGACUGCGCGAUGCCCCGGGGGGUGGCGUCUGCCCAAACCAUGCGGCUUUUUUUGAUAUGUAAUAAAUAUUCCUAACUUUUA